AACAACAACAACAACAAAAAAAAAAAAAAAAAAAAAAAAAGGAAAACUUGGUCACGUGGUCAGUGAUACUUCCGUCGUCUUGGAUGUGCGUUUCCUAACCCGUCCGCUGUUCUGGUUUAGAAGGCCAAAUAGCGACAACCCGGUGUGAUGGCUGCAACGUUACGUCUUCUCUAUUCCAUGUCCAGGCCAGUGAGCCACAAUCUUGUGCGUCCUCUCAGUUUAUCAGCGCAAAGAGAGGGUUACAAAUUUGUGAAUGCUCAGGAACCUCUCAAUGAUAUGAAGUCCAUCACAGAUCGAGCCGCUCAGACCCUGCUUUGGACAGAGCUGUUCCGAGGUUUGGGAAUGACUAUGAGUUAUCUUUUCCGGGAGCCUGCCACCAUUAACUACCCGUUUGAGAAAGGUCCACUGUCCCCACGUUUUCGGGGAGAGCACGCUUUGCGCCGGUACCCCUCUGGAGAGGAGCGCUGCAUCGCCUGCAAGCUGUGUGAGGCUAUUUGUCCUGCACAGGCCAUUACAAUCGAAGCUGAACCCCGUGCUGACGGAAGCAGGCGAACAACACGUUAUGACAUUGACAUGACAAAAUGCAUCUACUGUGGUUUCUGCCAGGAGGCCUGUCCUGUGGAUGCAAUUGUAGAGGGGCCGAACUUUGAAUUUUGUACAGAGACUCACGAGGAACUUCUCUAUAACAAGGAAAAGCUGCUCAAUAAUGGAGACAAAUGGGAGGCUGAAAUUGCAGGGAAUAUUCAAGCCGACUAUCUUUAUAGAUAGACAGGCUGUCUGGGUCCUGGCACACACUGACUGACUGACUUACUGACCGACCGACCGACCAAAUAUCAGCUAUCCAUCAAUAAAGAUCAUUAAUAAAUUGGUCAGCAUCUACUCCUAAUUAAGGUUAAGAGGCCAAAUGGAUUUCAGCACAGACACCAUGGAAUACUGAGUGACUCUUCAAUAAUUAAAAUGGUAAAAAUACAAUGUAUGUCCAGAAAGUCCUAUCAAUCCUAAAAGCUCUUUUAAAAAAAAAAACAUGGCACUUGGAUACUGUAUUUUGGUACAAAACCACUGGCUGACACAUACAUAGAAGUACAGUUUCCUCAACACAUUCUACACAUACACGCUGUCCCAGAAGCCCACCUCAGAGGGGUGCGACAUGUGAGACAAAAAUACUUUACAUUACACGCACAGCUCAGCAAUCGAAGUGUUGCAGAAAGAACAUUUGUGUUGUUACUUUGAUGUUAGGACUUACAGAAUGACAGACAGGAUUGUGUGUCCUUAUAAUAACUGUACAAAAUACCUGUAUUGAAUAAAUUAAUGUUGGGAAAAAUA
Molecule: messenger RNA, 1323 nt
Organism: Silurus meridionalis
Lineage: Eukaryota; Metazoa; Chordata; Actinopteri; Siluriformes; Siluridae
Gene: ndufs8a
Product: NADH:ubiquinone oxidoreductase core subunit S8a
Exons: 7
Coding region: 148-768 (206 amino acids)
Biological process (GO): mitochondrial respiratory chain complex I assembly; mitochondrial electron transport, NADH to ubiquinone
Cellular component (GO): membrane
Molecular function (GO): 4 iron, 4 sulfur cluster binding; NADH dehydrogenase activity
Source: RefSeq, a predicted model, not a curated record